Messenger RNA from Sporothrix brasiliensis 5110, 306 nucleotides. RefSeq lists its product as uncharacterized. Bases 1 to 306 code for a protein of 101 amino acids. The transcript is spliced from 2 exons. Lineage: Eukaryota; Fungi; Ascomycota; Sordariomycetes; Ophiostomatales; Ophiostomataceae. The record is from RefSeq and is a predicted model, not a curated record.
AUGCAGCCCCCAAAGGAUGUCGCUCCGAGAGUCCGCAUCCGCGGCAUGAUCCUCACGGCCGGCAUUGCCGCCAUAACGAUUGUCGGCACGCUUGUCGGCGCCGGUCUCAAGACGGAUAUGGAGGCCAAGGAGCCUGCCGGCGAAGACGACCUGAUUGCCGCUCUGGAGACCCGCCGCCGCGGCCUUGUCCAGACCCGCGCAUCGUGGGAGAAGAAGGCCGAAACACUCCGUGAGCGCAUGGAGAGCAGCGCGCAGCGCAGCAUUGGCAGAGGAAGUGCGGGCGGAAGCUCGACGUCUGGAAAGUGA